Messenger RNA from Salvia splendens (bonfire salvia), 3083 nucleotides. RefSeq names its product dynamin-related protein 3A. Gene Ontology annotation, molecular function: GTPase activity; GTP binding; microtubule binding. The record is from RefSeq and is a predicted model, not a curated record. The transcript has 20 exons. Gene Ontology annotation, cellular component: membrane; microtubule; cytoplasm. NCBI's taxonomy places the organism in Eukaryota, Viridiplantae, Streptophyta, Magnoliopsida, Lamiales, Lamiaceae. The coding region runs from base 166 to 2649 and encodes 827 amino acids.
ACAUUCAAACGCUUUCUCUCUCAUCCACCUCCUAUCCUAUCUAGGGUUUUCAGCAAAAGCACAGGUGGGAUCCCACACACCAGAUCUUAGUCCAAAGAUUUAGAUUAUUCACUCAAUUAUUAAACUCGAUAAUUGAGCUUUCAAUCACUAAAAUCAGCCAACUCCAUGGCGGAAGAGCAAUCUUCGUCGUCGGCGAGCAACGCUACUGGUACGGCGGCGCCACUAGGACAAUCAGUCAUACCAAUAGUGAAUAAACUGCAAGACAUCUUCUCGCAGCUCGGAAGCCAGUCAACGAUCGAGCUUCCGCAGGUGGCUGUGGUGGGAAGCCAGAGCAGCGGCAAAUCCAGUGUGUUGGAGGCGCUUGUUGGACGCGAUUUCCUUCCACGUGGCAAUGAUAUCUGCACGCGCCGACCGCUAGUGCUGCAGCUGGUGCAUAACAAAAGUAAAGGCGACGGAACUGAAGACGAGUGGGGGGAGUUUUUGCAUUUGAAUGGGAGGAAGUUCUUUGAUUUCAAUGAUAUCCGGAAGGAGAUUCAGGCUGAAACUGAUAGAGAAGCUGGGGGAAACAAAGGUGUGUCGGACAAACAGAUCCGUUUAAAGAUUUUCUCCCCCAAUGUUCUAGACAUUGCACUUGUGGAUCUACCAGGCUUAACUAAAGUUCCUGUUGGCGAUCAGCCAUCAGAUAUUGAAGCUCGCAUUAGAACAAUGAUAAUGUCAUAUAUCAAGCGUCCAAGUUGCUUGAUACUGGCUGUAACACCAGCAAAUUCUGAUCUGGCAAACUCAGAUGCACUUCAAAUGGCUGGAAUGGCUGACCCUGAUGGUUAUAGAACAAUUGGUGUAAUUACUAAGUUGGACAUUAUGGACAGGGGGACUGAUGCUCGCAACUUUUUACUUGGAAAAGUUAUUCCACUUCGCCUUGGUUAUGUAGGCGUUGUUAAUCGUAGUCAAGAGGAUAUUCUGUUAAAUCGGAGCAUCAAGGAUGCACUUGUAGCAGAAGAGAAAUUCUUUCGCAGUCGCGUGUACAGUGAUCUUGCUGAUCGUUGUGGGGUACCUCAGUUGGCCAAGAAGUUAAACCAGAUUCUUGUUCAACAUAUUAAGACCGUUCUUCCAGGAUUGAAAACCCGCAUUAGUGCAGCGCUGGUCUCUGUUGCAAAAGAGCAUGCUAGCUAUGGAGAAAUUACUGAAUCAAAGGCUGGUCAGGGAGCAUUGCUGCUGAACAUUCUUUCCAAGUACUCAGAGGCAUUCUCCUCCAUGAUUGAAGGAAAAAAUGAAGAGAUGUCAACUUCUGAGUUGUCUGGUGGAGCAAGAAUCCAUUACAUUUUCCAACAUAUAUUUGUUAAAAGCUUGGAGCAAGUAGAUCCUUGUGAGGAUUUAACUGAUGAUGACAUCCGUACUGCCAUCCAAAAUGCAACUGGUCCCAGGUCUGCAUUGUUUGUACCGGAAGUUCCAUUUGAGGUUCUUGUUAGAAGACAAAUAGCUCGCUUGUUGGAUCCAAGUCUUCAAUGUGCCAGAUUUAUAUAUGACGAGUUAAUGAAGAUGAGCCAUCGUUGUAUGGUUAAUGAAUUGCAACGGUUUCCUGUCCUACGGAAGCGCAUGGAUGAGGUUAUUGGUAAUUUUUUGCGAGAAGGUCUUGAGCCUUCAGAGACAAUGAUUGGUCAUAUAAUUGAAAUGGAGAUGGAUUAUAUAAAUACUUCCCAUCCAAAUUUUGUCGGCGGGAGUAAAGCUGUAGAAAUAGCAAUGCAACAGACCAAAACAUCCAGGAUUGCAGCUCCAGUUUCAAGGCAGAAGGAUGCAGUAGAUUCAGAUAAAGCUCCAAACUCAGAGAAAAAUCUUAAGUCUCGUGCUAUUCUUGGUCGGCAAGCGAAUGGAACUGUCCCAGAGCAGGGUGCUCGGCCUGUUGCAGAAUUAGAGAAAAAUUCCUCAUCAGGUAACAAUGUCGGCUCAUCUUGGGGAAUAUCUUCAAUAUUUAGCAGCCAUGAUAGUCGUACCACCACAAAAGAAAAUCCAACCAGCAAACCAUUCAGUGAACCUAUACAGACCAUGGAACAGGGCAUCUCAAUGAUUCAUUUGAGAGAGCCCCCUAGUGUAUUGAGGCCCUUGGAAACCCACUCAGAACAAGAGGCUGUUGAGAUUGCUAUUACAAAGCUGUUACUGAGAUCAUAUUAUGAUAUCGUACGGAAGAACAUCGAGGAUUCUGUACCGAAGGCUAUUAUGCAUUUUUUGGUUCACCAUGCAAAAAGAGAGCUUCAUAACGUUUUUAUCAAAAAACUUUACCGAGACAACUUGUUUGAAGAAAUGUUACAGGAACCAGAUGAGGUGGCCACAAAGAGGAAGCGUACCCGAGAGACACUUCGGGUCCUGCAGCAAGCAUUCCGAACAUUGGAUGAACUGCCACUUGAAGCUGAAACAGUUGAGAGGGGUUACAGCCUAAGUAAUGAUCCAACAGGUAUUCCAAGGAUCCAUGGGCUUCCAACCUCAUCUAUAUACAACGCCAGCAGUGGUUCCGCCGAGUUAUACGGUGCAUCGCCAAAAAACUCCAAGUCACGCAGGUCAUCGAAUUCUGGUGAGCUGCACUCACCUUAUUAUCCAGAAACCAAUGGUAGUGGACGCAGUUCGAUGGCCGGUCUUUAUCCAACACUCGAUUUUUAGGUUCUUGAGGAAUGCUGCAAAACCAACAUGUGUCAUUAAGUGACUUGCUAUGCGAUAAUCACGGGCGAUACGUGUUCUCUGGAUCAGUUCUGUGGAGUCGGUAUUCAUUACGUUCAAUUAAGAAUAACUAAAUUGACCACUUAUAUUUUUUGAUAUCCCUCCUAUUAUACAAGUGACGGUUGUAGGCAUACAAGUAUUUGCUUUUUACAUAAAGCUUCUAAUAAAAAAAGGAGGUGCUGCUAUAGCGAGUACAUGGAGCUGUUUGGUGGACUCUAGUCCAACAGUGGUAACCUUUCUUUCUAGAACAAGGGUUGGUUGCAAAAUGCUAUUUUUCUGAUAAUAUUUGACAACUUUCAAACAACACCCUGUAUAGUACUCCCUGAGUCUUUGUAAUUUCAUACUAGUCAUUCGUUUGUUUGUAAUUUUUUUGGUUA